UAUAUAUUCAUGUCUUAAUUAGAAGUAGCAAUGCUUCUAGAAUAAACUUUUUUUCUACUUUUGGCUCAUAUGCGUGGCCCACGGAAACAGCCUUGCAUGUUCUUCCAAGUCCAAGUGGGUGGGAAGACCGCUCGAUUUUUUCUUAUAUUGAAGAUCCAUCUUCCUUAGUAGAAACUGUCACUACUCACUACAUAUCAAAGUUUAAUUAGAAGAGAGCUGAGAUGAUACACGAUGGAGAUUUCUAAGGUGGUAGGGUAGGUAGGUUAAGCUUAUAAAGUUCAGAAGCUAACAAAUAUUGGAAGAAUUUAAAGACUGUUUCAAGUUUUGCUAUGAGUACGGAUUCCAUAAUGGAGGUCGAUGAAGAAGUUCAAUUGCAGUGGGCUGGAAUUGAGAGGCUUCCAACAUUAAAACGAAUUAGAACUUCAUUGUUUGAUAUUAAUCAUGGAAACGAAGAGGGAAAUGGUGGAAAACAAUCAUCGGAAGCCAAGAGGGUGACUGACGUUUCAAAGCUUGGAGCUGUUGAAAGGCAACUUUUCAUUGAGAAGCUUAUUAAGCACAUUGAGAAUGAUAAUCUCCGGUUGCUGCACAAAAUAAGGGAAAGGAUAGACAGAGUUGAUGUCAAACUACCGAUUGUUGAGGUCCGAUACAAGAAUCUGACCAUUGAAGCGGAGUGUGAGAUAGUUCAGGGGAAGCCUCUCCCAACGUUAUGGAACUCUCUUAUGAGCUCAUUAUCAAUUUUUACGAAGAUGACAGGGAUCAAGCCUCAAGAAGCCAAGAGGGUCAUUCUAAAUGAUGUCAGUGGCAUAAUCAAGCCGUCAAGACUUACUCUUCUACUUGGACCUCCAGGCUGUGGGAAGACCACAUUUUUGCUGGCUCUAGCAGGAAAACUAGACCAAUCCCUCAAGGCCACAGGUGGAAUCUCCUAUAACGGUUACAGUCUAAAUGAGUUUGUUCCUCAGAAAUCCUCAGCCUAUAUAAGCCAAUAUGACCUUCACAUUCCUCAGAUGACUGUGAGAGAAACAAUUGACUUUUCAGCUCACUGCCAGGGUGUUGGAAGCAGGGCAGAUAUAAUGAUGGAGGUUAUCAAAAGAGAAAAGGAAGCAGGCAUCGUCCCUGAUCCAGAUGUUGAUACCUACAUGAAGGCAAUUUCAGUUGAAGGACAGAGAAGAAAUCUACAAACAGAUUAUGUUUUAAAGAUCCUCGGUCUGGACAUCUGUGCGGAUAUCAUUGUGGGUAAUGCAAUGCGAAGAGGCAUAUCAGGUGGUCAGAGAAAAAGGUUAACAACAGGAGAGAUGAUUGUAGGCCCAACAAAAGCUCUUUUGAUGGAUGAAAUAUCAACUGGAUUGGAUAGCUCUACAACCUUUCAGAUUGUUACCUAUCUUCAGCAAUUGGUGCACAUCACCGAUGCAACAGUAGUGGUUUCACUUCUUCAGCCCGCACCUGAAACAUUUAAUUUAUUUGAUGACGUGCUACUAAUGGCAGAGGGAAAAAUUGUAUACCAUGGUCCUUGCAGCAAUGUGCUUCGCUUCUUCGAGGAUUGUGGUUUCCAGUGCCCUGAAAGAAAAGGUGUUGCAGACUUCCUUCAGGAGGUGAUCUCCAAGCAAGAUCAAGCACAAUACUGGCGUGAUGCUGACACUCCUUACAAUUAUGUUUCAGUGGAUCAAUUCUGUAAAAUGUUCAAAGAAACUUAUUUAGGAGAAAAAUUAGAAGAGGAGCUCUUAAAGCCAUUUGACAAAACACAAGAUCGAAAAAGGGCUUUAUCAUUCACCAAAUACUCUUUGAGUAAAUGGCAGUUAUUCAAGGCUUGCAUGGAUAGAGAGAUGCUUCUCAUGAAACGUAAUUCAUUUGUCUAUGUUUUCAAAACAGCACAGAUUGUCAUCACUGCAUUCAUUACAAUGACAGUAUUUAUACGUACUCAGAUGAAAGUGGACUUGAUAAGUGCAAACUAUUUGAUGGGUUCUAUGUACUAUACACUUGUCAGACUCAUGACUAAUGGCGUUGCAGAGCUGACCUGGACAGUCAUUAGACUGCCUAUUGUCUACAAACAAAGAGCAUUCUACAUGUAUCCUCCAUGGGCUUAUUCUAUCCCAGCCUCUAUCCUAAAGAUUCCUCUUUCACUAGCUGAUUCUGUGCUUUGGACAGCUAUAACUUACUAUGUUAUUGGCUAUAGUCCUGAAGUACAAAGGUUUUUUUGCCAGUUUCUUCUACUAUUUGCCCUGCAUCAAGCAUCAACAUCCAUGUGUCGCUUCAUUGCCUCAGUUUGCCGUACAAUGGUUGUUUCAACAACUGUUGGUUUUUUGGUGUUGCUACUGAUGUUUAUCUUUGGGGGUUUCAUUAUUCCACAACCUGCUUUACCACCUUGGUUGAGAUGGGGAUUCUGGCUUUUUCCCAUGACAUACGGGGAAAUAGGUAUAUCGCUGAAUGAAUUCCUUGCUCCACGCUGGCAAAAGGUCUCAGAGGGAAAUACAAGCGUAGGGACGGAUGUUCUAACCAGUCAUGGAUUGAAUUUUGAUGGUUACUUCUAUUGGAUAUCAUUUGGGGCAUUGCUUGGGUUCACAAUACUUUUUGAAUUUGGAUUUAUCCUAGCUUUAACUUACUUAAAACCUCCAAAGACAUCUCGAACUAUAAUAUCAAAGGAGAAGUUCUCUCAACUUCACAGAAGAGAACCUUGUAAGGUUACCACACGGGUAGACACAGGGUCAACUGCUGUUCCCCAAACUACAGCAGAAACAAAGAGGAUGGCCCUCCCAUUUCAGCCAUUAACUGUAGCAUUUAAGGAUGUGCGAUAUUUUGUGGAUACGCCUAUGGAAAUGAGAAAGCAUGGGUCUGAGAAGAAGCUUCAACUACUUCAUGAUAUCACAGGAGCAUUUAGGCCUGGGAUUCUUACAGCUCUGAUGGGAGUCAGUGGAGCUGGAAAAACAACUCUCAUGGAUGUUCUUUCUGGAAGGAAAACUGGUGGAACCAUUGAAGGAGAUAUAAGAAUAGGAGGGUAUCCCAAAGUUCAGAAAACGUUUGCAAGGAUAUCAGGAUACUGUGAGCAGAAUGACAUACACUCUCCCCAGAUUACUGUUGAAGAAUCUGUCAUUUUUUCAGCAUGGCUGCGGUUGCCUCCAGAGACUGAUCUGAAAAAAACAAGAAGAUUUGUAGAAGAAGUCAUUGAAACUAUCGAGCUUCAUGAUAUAAAAUAUUCCUUAGUUGGCAUACCUGGACAAAGUGGCUUGUCUACUGAACAGCGUAAAAGGCUAACAAUUGCAGUGGAGCUUGUUUCUAAUCCAUCAGUAAUAUUCAUGGAUGAGCCCACAUCAGGCUUAGAUGCCAGAGCAGCUUCUAUUGUGAUGCGUUCAGUAAAGAAUGUAGCCGACACAGGAAGGACAAUAGUUUGCACCAUCCACCAACCAAGCAUUGAUGUGUUUGAGGCAUUUGAUGAGUUGAUUCUAAUGAAAGCUGGAGGGAGGAUUAUUUAUUCUGGGAAGUUAGGUCAUCAUUCAAGCAAACUUAUAGAAUACUUUGAGGGGAUUCCUGGUGUCCCAAAGAUCAAAGAUAAUUAUAAUCCAGCUACAUGGAUGUUGGAAGUUACAUCUGCAUCAGUGGAAGCAGAACUCAAACUAGAUUUUGCCAGCAUUUAUAAGGAGUCACAUCUGUAUAAGGAAACCUUAGAAUUGGUGAUACAGUUAAGUGAACCUCAGCCAGGUUCAAGAGACUUGCACUUUCCCACCCGUUUUUCACAAGGUAGCUGGGUACAGUUUAAGGCUUGCCUAUGGAAACAACACUUAUCGUAUUGGAGAAGUCCCGAAUACAACCUGGCCCGUUUCAUAUUUAUGCUUGUUUCAUCCCUGUUGUUUGGGGUAGUCUUUUGGCAAAAAGCAAGAGAAAUCAACGUUGAACAGGAUUUAAUUAGCAUACUUGGAUCAAUAUACGUUGCUUUCAUAUUCUUGGGAGCAAACAAUUGUUCAACAGUUAUACCAUAUGUAGCAACUGAGCGCACUGUUUUAUACCGGGAAAAAUUUGCUGGAAUGUACUCUCAAUGGGCUUAUUCAUUUGCACAGGUGGCAAUCGAAAUACCUUAUGUAGCAUUGCAAGCAAUUCUGUACACUGUCAUUACAUAUCCAGCAGUAGGAUAUUAUUGGUCAGCAUACAAAGUUCUUUGUUACUUUUAUGCAUCAUUCUGCACAUUUCUAUAUUUCGUAUACCUCGGGAUGCUUAUAGUUUCCUUGAGCUCAAAUAUCGAGAUAGCCUCCAUAUUCUCGACUGCUGUCUACACCAUAUUGAAUCUUUUCUCAGGGUUCCUUAUGCCAGGACCGGAGAUACCCAAGUGGUGGAUUUGGUGCUAUUGGAUUUGCCCAACAUCUUGGUCCCUAAAUGGCGUACUGAGCUCACAGUAUGGAGACGUGGACAAAGAGGUAUCCAUAUUUGGGGAGCUCAAAACUGUUAAUUCUUUCCUAGAAGACUAUUAUGGUUAUCGUCAUGAUCGCUUAGGCCUUGUUGUCGUUGUUCUCGCCGCUUUUCCAGUUGCCUUUGCAUUACUUUUUGCCUACUGCGUAGGAAAACUAAAUUUUCAGAAGAGGUGACUUGGAACAAAACCGUAGAAAGGUAAGAUAUGUGGAUUGAAAUCAUGAAGCAUGACUGUAUAAUUUUACCAACUUGGGAUACUUAAUUUGAUCAAUUUCUAGGUUGAUUUCCAUAUGGUUGUUUUUCGUUUGGACUGUAGUUAGUUUGAUUCUUUUCUUUUUUUUUCUCCAACACAUGAAGACCCUUCUACAUUUGAGCCAGACGUCAAACAAAAUUUGAGCCAGCGGCCUAGAGGUAUCCUGUCAAGUCCUUUUUUUAUAACCUUAUCUGCAUUGACUCAGCCAUAUAUAUAGGACGGCUUAAUUGAAUUAAUACAUUCAGAUAUUGAAAGUGUGUGUUUCUGGCUCAAUUUCAAAAAUACGGAUACCAUCUUUCCAUCAUUUCAAUAUGACUUUUAUUACCGUAUAGGUUAAGUGUCACCGGUCGUUCGAUCUUUAAACCAAAAUCAUGCAUUCGUGUUGUACUAAAAUUACUCAGAAUUAGAAGUUAUUCUUUAUUGAGUCUCUUUUUUUAUGAAUAGCUCAUUUUUUAUUUUUUAAAUUGUAUACUCGUGAGUUUUUUUUAACUCGAAUUUUGUAAAAUCGCAUAUAACAUUUUCAAAUUCUGUAAAAUCGUAUACAGCAUCCAUCUUUAUUCACGAACAUUAAGGUCUCAAGUAUCAAUCGAUCUUACUUAUAAGGACGCAUAACCUCAAUUAUAAUGAU
Durio zibethinus is the source of this 5273-nucleotide messenger RNA. RefSeq names its product pleiotropic drug resistance protein 3-like. Gene Ontology annotation, molecular function: ABC-type transporter activity; ATP binding; ATP hydrolysis activity. Gene Ontology annotation, cellular component: membrane. Lineage: Eukaryota; Viridiplantae; Streptophyta; Magnoliopsida; Malvales; Malvaceae. The record is from RefSeq and is a predicted model, not a curated record.